Messenger RNA from Lutzomyia longipalpis, 1787 nucleotides. RefSeq lists its product as uncharacterized. The transcript is spliced from 3 exons. NCBI's taxonomy places the organism in Eukaryota, Metazoa, Arthropoda, Insecta, Diptera, Psychodidae. Bases 119 to 388 code for a protein of 89 amino acids. Gene Ontology annotation, biological process: mitochondrial respiratory chain complex III assembly. The record is from RefSeq and is a predicted model, not a curated record.
ACCACGAAUUGUUGCAAUUGUCGUGGCGAAAAAGAAAAAGUGUGCACGUCUCCCGGAAAAAAAGAGAGUAAAUGUAAAGGGACUUUGCAAUUAAUUUUGGGGGUGCUUCCGGUGUAAUAUGUAUAGAGGAAGUUUCAAAUCACACCUGUGGAAAAUCUUCAAGAGAAGUUUAGGUAUUGGAUUGGCAGCAGAAUUUGUUUUUCUCGCUGGUUCUUAUGCCGUCUGGCAUCGUAUGAAUACCAAUAGCGAAUUCCGGAAGUACAUGAACGAGAACUUCCCAUUUGCUCUCGAGGGAUUCUAUCGUGUUGGAGAAUUUCUGGGGAAGGGUGCAGAAAUCCGUCAGCUGGAUAAUUCCGAGUGGAAUAAGGCUCAGUCCAAGAAGGAUUGAUUCCACAUCUCUUAUGGCUUCAAUUUAUGUCUACGUAAAGUCAACACUGUGGUUGAUUGGUUGUUCAGCACUAGGGUAUGCCCUACUAAAAGUUACCGAACCCAAACAGGAUAAACUGCGUCAAAUUGGAGAACGUACUACCGUAGAUAGUUUAGCAGAGGAUAAACGUAAAACAGCUCUAGCUCUGAAGAAAUUACGUGAAGCCGUUGACGAUAAGCCAAUUUAUUUGAAGACAAGGCAGGAGAUUGAGGAGCAAAAUAGAAAGAAUUUAGGUCUUGAUAAGUAGUUACAAAGUGUGUGUGGAGCAAUGGAUGGAAAGGAUAGAAUAACGGAAUUUUUCAAUAGACGUCACAAGGAGAGGCAGACUAAUUUAGCUAAUUUGCAGGAAUUGCGUAGCAAGGAAGCCGCCGAAUAUGAGGGUUUGGAGUAUUUUGAGCAGGUUUUUGGUACGAAAACACGGGAGAUUCAGAAAAAUUUGAAUAAUUUGCAACCAGGCGAUAGAACGCAACUCACGGGGACUUUCAAUAAGAUCCUCGGGAGUAUUCAAGAGCUGCAAAAGUACUUGUCAACAUCGACAAUUUUCCUCACAGAGCACAAAAUUAAAACGUGUCAGGGCACGAUAAAUGACCUACAGGCGCAAGCGGAGGAGAAGCGCACCAGGUUGAUUCCCAAGAAGAAAUUUGGCUUUAAAUCCUACACAAAACCCGAAGUUUUGAUUGAGAAGAGUGAAAAUGGGGCAAAGAAGCCCCUUGAUGAGCUCGAUGGGCUGAAGGGGCGUCAGGUGUUUCAGUGGACGGUUGAUGGGAGGAGAAAUGAGGAAAUUCUUCUCGAUGGCUCAGCUACAAAUGGGCAGGAUAUCACGCUGAAUGAUCUGGAGAAUUGCUUGGUGCGUAUUGUGGGGCAUCCGGGAUCCAUUCAGUUGUCAAAACUGAAGAAUUGCGUGGUGUUGGCGGGUCCAGUGGCACGAUCUGUCUUUGCUGAUGAUUGCCACAAGUGCAAGUUUGUCUUUGCGUGCCAGCAAAUGCGCCUCCAUACCUCCCACACCUGUGAUAUCUACCUCCAUGUCACGUGCCGUGGAAUCAUUGAGGAUUGCGCCGAAAUCCGCACGGCAGCCUACAACUUCUCCUACCCCAACAUCCACGCGGACUUCCACAAUGCCGGACUCGACGUUGAGCGUAACAAUUGGCAGGAUUUGGCGGACUUCAAUUGGCUCUCACCCGAUCGUCCGUCGCCGAAUUGGAAGAAAAUGGAUCAGCAGGGACUCAUUGAGCACUGGGAUGCCUUCCUGGAGCAAUUCAGGAAGGAGAAUUCAAUACAUAGUCACGUGUAGUUGCAUUGUUUUUUUAAUCUCCACACCACACUUUGUUGCCUAAAUAAACAACUUUUAUUAAAUAAUUAA